Messenger RNA from Saxophila tyrrhenica, 1173 nucleotides. RefSeq lists its product as uncharacterized. The transcript is spliced from 2 exons. The coding region runs from base 1 to 1173 and encodes 390 amino acids. NCBI's taxonomy places the organism in Eukaryota, Fungi, Ascomycota, Dothideomycetes, Mycosphaerellales, Extremaceae. The record is from RefSeq and is a predicted model, not a curated record.
AUGCAGGUUGGCCGACCCACCAUGUGUCCUCCAGGUACCGAUCAGACGACACGAGGAAUGCAACGCUGGACUUUGAUGGUCCCCACAUUGGAAGAACAGUACGACUUAACAGAAGUCAUCGACUGCCGCAACAGCUACACCAUGUCACUGCAGUUCCUCAAGGAAGACUUCACUUUCGAUGCUUUCGACCGGCUAGCAAGGCACGAGUCUGGUACCAAAAGAGACCCGACAGAGUCGUACCGCAAUCUCCAUACGAGGCGCUCGUCCGCGUCGUCUUCUGCCAUCGAGCGCCUGCCUCCGGAGCUCAUGUCGAUGGUGCUUUCGGACCCAGACCUUUCCUCCAACGACAUCGUGUCUCUCGGCCUCGCUUCGAAUGCACUGUGGGUUUUAUUUCUUGCCCAUGCCCAACAAAUACGGCGGAUGCAAUCCUGGGCUGGCAAACCACUGCUAUGCACUGGCACUUAUCUCAUGUCGGUUCCGCCGGCCAUCCAUACGAUGUUCCCAAACUUCAAGACUGAAGAAGAAGAAUUCUUCAACCGUCCCGGUAGAGGUCUAAGAGGUGCGCCAUGCAGGGGGAUGUGUCCUGCUCGGAAAUGGAAUUGGAAUGCGAGAAAUAAGUUCGUGGAACGAUCGAAGCUGUCGUUGAAAGAUGAGCUGGUGAGCGCUUUCAUCGCCGUCAGCCCAAAGAGCAACAUCCGCGCUGUCGAUCUGGCCACUUUGCGGCACACCAUAGAGUGGACAUUGUCGGCUCACGAUGUGCCCAAGCCCCUCAGUAAACAGCAGCAGCGGGCUCAAAAGGCCAGAGCUGCUCGAUGCAGGCCAACUCCUACACCAACACAUUGGGUCUUGCGCAACAUGACGACACGCGAGUACGCCGUACUCAAGCAAGCGCACAUCUACCGCAGCGAGCGCAAUUACUUCCAUAUCUCCGGCUUACCUUUCCUCUCCGUGGACAAAGCGCUGCUGAUGCGAGUCACCUGGGCAGAUGACUCGGAUGAGGACGAUUACACUGGUCGAGAUGAGAGUGUAGCCGAGAAAAGCCUGAAGCAAGGGAGCUGGGCCGGCCAUUGCUUCGAGAUUGUGAACAUGAGAGUUGAUGCUUCUCACGAGGGCUGGAGUAAUGUGACGAAGGAGCUUCGAGAGGAGGCGAAGAUGAAGAAGAGAUUUUCUUGA